Molecule: messenger RNA, 2484 nt
Organism: Grosmannia clavigera kw1407
Lineage: Eukaryota; Fungi; Ascomycota; Sordariomycetes; Ophiostomatales; Ophiostomataceae
Product: amino acid transporter
Exons: 2
Coding region: 1-2484 (827 amino acids)
Biological process (GO): amino acid transmembrane transport
Molecular function (GO): amino acid transmembrane transporter activity
Source: RefSeq, a predicted model, not a curated record
AUGUCUACAAACGGUCGGAACUCUCCAGCCUCGAACCCCUCUCCACGAGCCGCGGCUGCCGCCCAGCUGCUGUCCACCUCUCCAGCUUCCUUUCGCGCUCGAUCGCUCGGCACAUCUGUCCCACGCUCUGACACCACCGCACGACUUGCAUCGCAGGUCCAACCGCUGGGCUCGUCGCCCUUGGCAACUCCAAAUGGCCGUCGUGGAUCUGGCCGGUGGUCGCCGUCCGGGGCACUGACGCCACUUGCGGGUGGCAAUCCGUCCAGCUCCGUUGCCGUCGGGCCCGGAGUGUCUGCCCUCGCAGCCGCCCUGGCGAAUUCGGGCGGUGGCUCCCCCCCGAGAUUGGGCACGCCGCCGGUCAGGACCGCCUCGCCUGCAGCAGCAUCGACGAGAGCACUCAGCAGCACACCGCUCACCGGCACUAUCGGUCUGGGCUCUGGUGCCGGGCUGACGCCGACGAACUACGGUUCCUUCGAGUCGAGACCUCGUUAUGCCACGACAGCAGGUGCUUAUGAGGAUCCGGAGAUUGUGCGACGACACCUGGUCCUGCGGUCGGACGCGGCCAGCAUGUCAGACAGGCCGAGCGAGGGCAAGGGAAAACAGGCAGCAGGGGCUGAAGAUGCCGCAGUGGCAGCAGGGAUGGCAGAGUACGGCACCGACGGUGACCUCACCGGCGUCGGGGCGUCUGCCAUCGACGACGAAGAGUUCUCAAGUCUGCAGCUGCAGGGUGGCGACAUCACGCGGCCAAUCUACCGCUGGACGGAGGAGGCGACGAGCCGGGUGAACCGCAGCCAGAGCUUCAGCAUGCCGCGACCGGAGCCGGAGAGCGAGGUGUUGGACAUCAACACGAUUAAGGUGCCAGGUGGCUUCCGACGCAACUAUCUGCGGCGGACCAACGGGGCGAGCGGCGACGGGGCGAUGGAGGAGGGCGAGGGUGGCUACGGCGCGACGGACGCGCACCGCCAUCGCCACCAUGGCGGCGCAGCACACAAGGGCCGGCUCUUCACCGCGAGCUUCCUCGAGUUCCUUUCGGUGUACGGUCACUUUGCCGGCGAGGAGUUGGAGGAGGACGACGAGGUGCUCAAGCCGGGCGAAUACUUUUCCUCUGGCGAAGACGGCUCCUCUGGCGAGGAUGGCGGGCCGGCCUGGGACAGUGACAUGGGUAGUAGCAGCGGCAGUGACGCGGGCAGCGACGACGAGCUGCUCGAGGACAGCACGGUGCUCACGCCGUCGCGGCGUCGCCGUCGACGCAAGACGAGGGGCGGUAGUGGCAACGCCAGUCCGAUGAACGCGGCGGCCGUGCUGCUCAAGUCGUUUGUCGGCACGGGCGUGCUUUUCUUACCGCGGGCCUACCUCAACGGCGGCAUGCUGUUCAGCAACCUGGUGCUGCUGUUCGUGGCCGCGCUGAGCUACUACUGCUUCGUGCUGCUGGUCACCACGCGGCUGCGCGUGUCUGGCUCCUUUGGCGACAUUGGCGGCAUCCUCUACGGCCGCUGGCUGCGCUACAUGAUCCUCGGCUCCAUCGUCUUCAGCCAGAUCGGCUUCGUGGCCGCCUACAUCGUCUUCACGUCCGAGAAUUUGCAGGCUGUCAUCCUGGCCGUCACCAAGUGCGAGACCUUGAUCCCCAUUAAGUAUCUCAUUCUCAUGCAGAUGGUCAUCUUCUGGCCUUUCUCGCUGCUGCGCGACAUCAGCAAGCUCGGCUUCACCGCCCUCGUGGCCGACGCCUUUAUCGUCAUCGGCCUCGCCUACCUCUUUUAUUAUGAUAUCCUCACGCUCGAGCGUUUCGGCCUUGCCGACAUCACCCUCUUCAACCCUGUCGACUGGACCCUCUUCAUCGGGACUGCCAUCUUCACCUUUGAGGGCAUCGGACUCAUCAUCCCCAUCCAGGAGUCCAUGCGCCACCCGGAAAAGUUCCCGCGUGUGCUCUUGGCCGUCAUGGUCAUCAUCACCACCAUCUUUGUCGUCAUGGGCGCCGUGUCCUACGCCGCCUACGGCUCCAAGACCGAGACGGUCGUGCUGCUCAACCUGCCGCAGGACAACCACCUUGUCAACGGGGUGCAGUUCCUCUACUCGUUGGCCAUUCUGCUGUCCACGCCGUUGCAGAUCUUCCCCGCCAUCCGGAUCACGGAGAACGGCCUGUUUACGCGCAGCGGCAAGUACAACCCCUACAUCAAGUGGCAGAAGAACGGCUUCCGCUUCCUGGUCGUCGCCAUCUGCGCCGGCAUCGCUUGGGGCGGCGCCGACAACCUCGACAAAUUUGUCGCCCUCGUCGGCAACUUCGCCUGUAUCCCGCUGGUCUAUAUCUACCCGCCCCUGCUUCACUACCGGGGUGUGGCCCGCAGCAGGUUGUGGAAGGCCAGCGACAUCGCCCUGUGCAUCUUUGGGCUCGUCGCUAUGGUCUACACCACCAGCCUGACCAUUAUGAGCUGGGCCAAGGCAACGGGACCGGCUCUGCCAGGUUACUGCGACAGCAAGAGGAACUAG